AUGGCAGCAAUAAGUUUAUUAAACCCCAAGGCUGAAUUUGCCAGAGCUGCACAGGCAUUAGCCGUUAAUAUAUCAGCCGCAAAAGGCAUUCAAGAUGUCAUGAAAACUAACCUAGGACCAAAAGGAACACUAAAAAUGUUAGUAUCUGGUGCUGGUGACAUCAAGAUAACUAAAGAUGGAAAUGUUCUUCUGCAUGAGAUGCAGAUUCAGCAUCCAACAGCUUCUCUGAUUGCUAGAGCUUCAACUGCUCAAGACGACGCGACGGGUGAUGGAACAACUUCUACUGUCCUUUUGAUUGGAGAACUCUUGAAGCAGGCUGAUAUUUAUAUAAGUGAAGGACUUCAUCCAAGAAUUGUUACUGAAGGCUUUGAUUUAGCAAGAAAUAAAGCUUUAGAAGUGCUUGAUAGCAUGAAAGUACCAAUUGAGGUGAAUAGAGAGAGUCUUUUGGAUGUUGCCCGUACUUCUUUAAAAACAAAGGUACACCAAAACCUAGCUAAUGUAUUAACAGACGCCUGUGUGGAUGCUGUUCUGUCCAUCCGUACACCUGGAAAAAGUGUAGAUCUGCACAUGGUUGAAUUGAUGGAAAUGCAGCAUAAAACUGCCACAGAGACGUCUUUAAUCAAAGGCCUUGUGAUGGAUCAUGGUGCUCGUCAUCCCGAUAUGCCUAAGCGAGUGGAAAAUGCUUACAUACUGACAUGUAAUGUCUCUCUUGAAUAUGAAAAGACAGAAGUCAACUCUGGUUUCUUCUACAAGUCUGCUGAAGACAGAGAAAAACUUGUAGCUGCUGAGAGAGACUUUAUUGACCUUAGAGUAAAAAAGAUAAUUGCUCUUAAGAAAAAACUGUGUGAUGGUACAGACAAGUCCUUUGUUGUGAUCAACCAGAAAGGAAUUGAUCCUCUUUCCCUAGAUGUGUUUGCAAAGGAGGGCAUUAUUGCUCUGCGCAGAGCAAAACGCCGUAACAUGGAACGCUUAGCACUCGCUUGCGGUGGUUCUGCUAUGAACUCUGUCGACGAUUUGACUGAGGAAUGUCUCGGAUAUGCUGGCUUAGUUUAUGAACAUAUCCUUGGUGAAGAGAAAUACACAUUUGUUGAAAACUGCAAGAACCCACAAUCUGUUACAAUUCUUAUCAAAGGACCAAACAAGCACACACUCACGCAGAUCAAGGAUGCUAUACGUGAUGGUCUUCGUGCAAUUAACAAUGCUAUUGAAGACAAAUGUAUUGUGCCAGGAGCUGCAGCAUUUGAAAUUAAAUCUAAUUUGGAACUCCUAAAAUACAAGGACACUGUCAAGGGAAAGGCUCGGCUUGGAAUCCAGGCCUAUGCUGAGGCCCUUCUUGUUAUUCCGAAGACUCUAGCUGUUAAUUCCGGUUAUGAUGCCCAAGAUACUAUUGUGAAGUUGCAAGAGGAAGCCCGUUUGAGUCCUGAUCCAAUUGGCUUAGAUCUUAAUAGUGGAGAAGCAAUUAAACCCACAGAUAUGGGUAUCUAUGAUAAUUAUAUUGUAAAGAAACAAAUACUUAACUCCUGCUCUGUAAUUGCAAGUAACUUACUACUUGUUGAUGAAAUUAUGAGAGCUGGAAUGAGUAGUCUGAAAGGUUAG
This is a messenger RNA of Pieris macdunnoughi, 1596 nucleotides long. Lineage: Eukaryota; Metazoa; Arthropoda; Insecta; Lepidoptera; Pieridae. The record is from the annotation of a GenBank genome assembly.